Messenger RNA from Psilocybe cubensis, 1110 nucleotides. RefSeq lists its product as uncharacterized. The transcript has 7 exons. Bases 1 to 1110 code for a protein of 369 amino acids. Lineage: Eukaryota; Fungi; Basidiomycota; Agaricomycetes; Agaricales; Agrocybaceae. The record is from RefSeq and is a predicted model, not a curated record.
AUGAAUUUGAAGCAGGUCUUUCUUCGAUAUUUCUUGCCUACUAUCACCGAAGUUUAUCAAGCCCAACACGAACAAUACAAGAAGGAAUAUGAACCCACCAUCGGCGCUCUAGAGAUCGAACUAGGGAUCAUCGAACGCUGCAUUGUUGAUCGUCGACGAAUGAGGUCGGCGCUGGUUAAUUCGAUGCGAUAUUCGAAGUGCAUCCCUGUUCCGUCGUCCUCAGAGGCGUGGCCGAGCUCUGAAAGGCGCUGCGGGCAGGCGCCUUCCCGUUCACAAUCCUGGGACUCAGUCUCCACCGUCUUCGGACCUGCAAACUACCCAUCUGUAUGUGGCAGCAGUCCCCGCCACUCGCUGGAUGACAACGCAAUCUUCGAGCUCCGGGAGAGGAUCGAAGAUGUACAAGCGCUUCAAUCAUACGCAGAAGAACUCAAGAAGUCCAUCAACGACUGUCGUUUCUUGGUAGACACCCAAGCCACGGCGGACCUCACUGGAUACCGCGAGCUGCGGGACUGGGCAAAGACAAUGCUCCAAGCCUACGAAUAUGCGACUACCGUGUUGAUCAGUAUAUCUACAGUCGGCGCUAGUCUGGUGUACACGACGAUCUUCAGUGCUUCAAGAGGCAAUAUCGGAUAUAUGUGCCUAACAUUCCCCCUCUUUAUCUUCGCCUUUGUCGUAUCUGUCAUGGUACAGAUAUCACUCCGCUGGGCAGCAAGCCUCCCCAACCCCGUCGCCUUCGCCUCACAAACACUCUGGAAGUACAUCAUCAGAAUCUCGCUGGCGCUCGCCGCGCUCUCCGUCCUAAGCGCAUUGGCCGUCUUGAACGUGACAAUAUUCUUCCUGGACCCAGGCUCAAGCUCAAGUAGCAUCGACAACGACAUCUCCCUCAAUACCGUGGGCGGCGUGACCAAAGGGAUCGUGUCCAUCCCCGGCAUUGCCGUCUUUGCAGUUUGUGUACUAGGGUUCCUCAUCCUGUGCGGGGCGAUUGGAGUGAGCGUGUUUGCCUGUAGAAGAAGUUGUUUGACGCGCCAUGACCCGGUGAACCUGACAGCUGAUGCAGUGAAACGGAGGAAUGAGCUGUCCCUUGAGUCUUUUAAGUCUUGUAAUAUAUGA